Gasterosteus aculeatus aculeatus (three-spined stickleback) is the source of this 6446-nucleotide messenger RNA. RefSeq names its product zinc finger protein 106a (gene znf106a). The record is from RefSeq and is a predicted model, not a curated record. Gene Ontology annotation, molecular function: zinc ion binding; SH3 domain binding; RNA binding. NCBI's taxonomy places the organism in Eukaryota, Metazoa, Chordata, Actinopteri, Perciformes, Gasterosteidae. Gene Ontology annotation, biological process: insulin receptor signaling pathway. Gene Ontology annotation, cellular component: cytosol; membrane.
CAGAGUUGUUCUUGAACGCCUCACGGGUUGUAGUUUGGGGGCGAGCAGGAAGGAGUUGUUUUUAGCUUCACCGGUGGAUGAGAACAUGAAGUAGCCCCACACACAUUUUGGCGUUAUAAAGAUGGCGAGAAACAGAGAAUGCAUCCUCUGUGAAACAGUUUACUCCACCAAGCAGGAGAUGGAUGAGCACAUGAGAAGCAUGCUGCACCACCGUGAGCUGGAGAAGCUCAAAGGCCGGGACUGCGGACACGGGUGCAGAGUGUGCAAGUUAACGGUGGUGAGCCUGACCGACUAUGCCAGCCACAUUUCCAGUGCCGCGCACAAGCAGAACGUGGAGGCCGCCGAGAAAAUGCAUCCCGGGAACGACGAAACGUACUUCGACCAGGCUUUGGUGGACCUGAUCGGGAAGAGGAAAGAACAGAUCAGAAAAGAAAAAAAUGCCGCCGCUGCAAAACUGGCAAAAGAAGAAGAAGACCGAAGGAGAAAGGAGGAGUUUCAGCAGCGGCUCAAAGAAACUAAGGAGCGCUACCGACUGGAGCGGGCCUGGAAGCAGCAGUCACAGGGCUUCAGCGGAUCCGGUCACAGAACCUGGUACGGCGGCAACCAAUACAAUGGCUACGCGGGGGCCGCACCAUCCUGGCAGCACGGCACGCAGCGGAAGAGCGCCACCUGGCACGCCCGGGAGCCCCCCAACUUUCAGAGGUGGGCCCCGACAGAGUUUGCUGGUGCGAGCUCGCCUUGCCAAGAAGAUUUUCGCAAAAAGCAGUGCGAUCAGGGUUCAGUUUUUGGGAACCAGCGCAGCCGGCUGCCGUGGCUCAGUAACGGAGGCAGCAGCAACGGUGUCUACGGUCGAAACAACAUUUCCCAGAGCCCACAGAGGAGCCGUCAUCUCAACUUUCUCGGGCCAUUUACCGCGACUGCAGCGCCGCCCAAUUUCUUGGCCCAGGCUGACCAGUUUUUGCCAAAGACCGGCAAUCAGCAGGGAGACGAGUCUCUGAAUGGUCGGGGCCAAACGGAGGAACCGGACCACAGCAACACUAAGAGCUCCAAGACAUUUGGUAGCAAUCCAAAGCUGGAUAAAGCCUGUCGCUGGUCACCCUAUCCGGUCCCAAAGGGCUUUGAAUCCGCACUCCAAAAGGACACAAACCCAAACUCAUCAGAGCAGUACGCCAAAGUCCCCAAGCCCCAGACUCAAGACAAGGCCCUGGAAACCAGCGCCGUUAACAGACAAUCCCGACCCGAACAGAAACUGGAGCAGUUCUCCUCGAGUGGACAAGCGGAAGAGAAAGGAAAAAAGAAAACAAACCCUAAAACCAAAUCCAGGGAUAGCAGCAGCAGCAACAGCAGCGGCAGUAGUGCUCAGAAAGAUGGCAACCAGAACGGCACAUCUGGUCCUUCCAGUCAGAAGGCAAAGCAACCAGCGCCGCGUAAAGAUAAGAAGGCGCCCUCACUUCCUUCGCUCGACAGCGUAGCACAGACGAGCAAGGCCUCGAGCGUCGCCAGCGCACAAUCAAACCCGCCGGCCGAGCCGAGCGGCUCUCGGGCUCCGCUCGCGGGGCCCCUUCAGUCCAGGCCAGAGCGGCAGCUCCCGGAAACGCUGAAGAAAGCCAAAAAGACCGUGUCCGAAAACAGGGCUCGAAACCACAGGACAGAAGUGACGCUGCACAUUGCGGAGGACCAGCAGAGUCCGACAGGAGCGAACAAAUCAAACAGGCAGAAUGCAGCUAAGCCGAGUCUGCCAGACUUGGUCAGGCCCGAGAAGCCCGCAUUGCAGUCUUCAGACAGCAGCCAGUUCCUCCAAUCGCUGCAAGUCAGCACCUCUACCAUGGAGAGUUCGGAGCCUGCAUCGUCCAGCCGGGAUGGUGGAGAGGAGGCGGAGGAGGAAAGGAGGAGGAGGAGGGCGGAGAUGGAAACGGAUGAAGCCUCGCCGGCCGGCGGCGGACCGAGCUCGGAGAGCGACGCCUCCAGGAGCGGAGAAGCUCAGACGGACAGCAGAGAAGCAGCGGAGGAGCCGAGACUCGACCUGCCUCCCGUCCUGAAACGCGACCUGACCAAACACAUCGGCUGCAAGAGCAAAGCCGGGUCCCACGAGCCCAACCUGAACAUCGCCAGGCGGGUGAGGAACCUGAGCGAGUCGCGGAGGAGCGACACGGAGAAGGACUCCGGGCUCAAGCCGACCGUGCGGCAGCUCCUCAGCGCCUCCGGGUCUCGACGCAACGUGAACUGGGACCAGGUGUACCAGGAGGUCAGGAAGAAGCAGGACAAGGGCAAAGGCAUGCCGAGGUUUGGCAUCGAGAUGGUCCCGAUGGACCAGGAGGACCAGAGCCAGGACGGAUGCCACAUUCCCCUGCUUGAGGGUUUCGAGUGGGAGUCGCUGGUGGCCACGCCCACCUCCCGAAAACGCUCCUUAUCGGAGAGCAGCAUCACCCCGGCCUCCAGCCACUCCCUGUUUACAUCCCUCAUGGCCCAGGAGGAGCAGAGAGAAGCCCUCAGCUCAGAGAAGCAGCGAUCCGUUCCUCCCGACACCGCGUUGGCUCCAGGGAACAAAGACACCAGGCGCGAGGUGGAGCGGACGCUCGACCAGUCGGGGGCUGAAGCACAGAAGCAGCCGGACAAGCUGAUGUCUGCGACGGCGAGGGCCCUCCGGGGGUCCGACUCGGUGCUCGGGGACAGCAGCUCUGGGACGGAGCUGUGCGAAGGCCAGGGAACAGGAAAGAGGAGAAGAGCAGCUAAGGAAACCCCAAGUGCGGAAGCAUCUUGCUUGAACCACAGUAACAAAAGAAGGAAAGUCAAAUCCAAAAAAGAGCGUUUACAGAUCGACCAGCUGCUGACGGUGUCUCUGCGGGAGGACGAGCUGAGCCGCUGCCUGCAGACGGUGGACGGCAGCCUGAUCCAGGCGCGGGCCGCCCUGGAGGCCGCCUACAUGGAGGUGCAGCGUCUCAUGGUGGUCAAACAGCAGAUGACCACAGAGAUGAGCACACUGAGAGACAAGCGCAUUGAGUUACUCAAAGGAAUGCAAGGUAACAUGGAGGAAGCCCCUCGGCUCAAAGUGAAAGAAGAAGAGAUGGAGUCACCAGAAGCUGAACCUCCUGCGCCGUCCUCCGUGCCGCUCUCCUCCGUCGCUCACACGCCCGCCGACGCGCCCGCUGACACGGCCGCCGACGCGCCCGCCGACACGCCCGCCGACACGCCCUCCCACACGCCCGCCGUACCCAGUCGGAGGCCUCCCGCCGAGCCCGCCUCCCCUCCCUCCCCUCCCUCCCCUCCCUUCUCCAUCCUCCCCUUCUUGCCUUUAGUCAUCAAGCAGGAGCCUCAGUCUCCUGUCCACGCGGGCUCCGAGCCGGACCCCGUGGACAAUAAGACCCACAGUGCUCACAGCACCACUCCAGAGCUGCUCCGCGGUCGCCCUGCAGCCUCUCCACCAGAUCCCGCCCCCAACUUUCAUCCAUCACUUGAAACAAAGCAGACGUACACAGACCAAAUAUGGGAGAACUUCAAAGACCCUGCAGACUGCAAAGAGAGCUUAUCGGAUCUGGUAAAGGCGACAGAAAAAGUCACCUCCAAAACCCCUUUCAACCUUCCCCCGGCCAGCAGGAGGAGCUCUGAGGCGAGCUCUGUUGUUGACUGUGCAGCCACGCAGGCCUUUGCGCCUCACUCGGCCCUCAACCCGCCCGCCUCUCCGUCCGAACUGAGGGGCGGAAAGCGCGUCAGGAAGCUGAAGAAGAGGAAGGUGCUGAAGAAGGCCCUGGGCGCGGAGCAGCCCGAGAGCAGCGACACGGAGGUGGACGGCGACGCCUCGAGGCCGAGGUGGCUCCGGCCGCGCAGGAGGCCGAGCGGGAGCUCCGUGGUCAGCACCUCCAGCCCGCCUUCAGAAGGCCGAGAGGGCGACGCGGCGCCGGGGCUGCCUGAGGAGGCCUGCAGGCAGCUCUUUAUGUCCGUCAAACUCAAGAGAGUCGACAGGUUCGACUCCCGUCCCCGGGGGGCCGCCGCUCAACUCGCGCCGUACCUGGAUUCAGAAGAAAGCAUGCAGGUCACCGCCGCCUGCGAGCAGCCCGCCGCGGACGCCCUGGUUCCAACCCCCGCCCCGGUUCAAGUCCCAGACUCCUCCACGCCGGAGCCGCGGAGCCUGGCCUGCAACGAGGUCACCUCCACCAGUGACAUGGAGGUGUGCCGCUCCUCCGAGAGCGACCUGCCCAAGAUGUCAAAGAUCUCGUCGGACGCGUCCUCUGACCACGGCGUGGACGAUAUGCUCACUGAGGGCGUGUUCGAGGGCCACCAGGAGGCGGUGAACGCCAUGCAGGUCCACAACGGGCUGCUGUACACGUGCUCCGGAGACCGCACCAUCAAAGCCUUCGACCUGGUGAGUCACAAAUGCGUCGGCGUGUUCGAGGGCCACAGCUCCAAGGUGAGCUGCCUGCUGGUGUCCGCGGCCGUCAGCCUGCAUCACCGCCUCUACUCCGGUUCCAGCGACCAGACCAUCCGCUGCUACAAUCUCAAGACACAAGAACUGGAGCAGCAGUUCACUCUGUCGGACCGAGUCCUCUGCCUCCACAGCCGAUGGAAGAUCUUGUACGCUGGACUGGCCAACGGCAUGGUGGUGACCUUUAACCUCAAGACCAACAAGGAGGCGGAAGUGUUCGAUUGCCACGGCCCGCGAGCCGUGAGCUGUCUGGCCUCGUCGCAGGAGGGGGCGCGCAAGAUCCUGCUGGUCGGCUCCUACGACAGCACCAUCAGCGUGAGGGACGCCAAGAGCGGCCUGCUGCUGCGCACGCUGCAGGGCCACACCAAGACGGUGCUGUGCAUGAAGGUGGCCAACGACCUGGUGUUCAGCGGCUCCAGUGACCAAUGUGUGUACGCACACAACAUCCACACCGGAGAGCUGGUGCGCGUCUACAAGGGCCACAGUCACGCCGUCACGGUGGUGUCCAUCCUGGGGAAGGUGAUGGUCACGGCUUGUCUGGACAAACUGGUCCGCGUGUUCGACCUCCAGUCUCACAGCCAGCUGCAGGUCUACGGUGGACACAAGGACAUGGUGAUGUGUAUGGCUGUUCACAAGAACAUGAUCUACAGCGGUUGCUAUGACGGCAGCGUGCAGGCAGUCAAGCUGAACCUGAUGCAGAACUACCGCUGCCGGUGGCUCGGCUGCUCGCUGGUGUUCGGGAUGAUGGAGCACCUGCAGCACCACGUGGUCGGCCAGCACGCCGGCGCAAACUCCCAGCUGCUCAAAUGCCGCUGGAAAAACUGUGAGGAGUUUUUCUGUCCGCGCAACCGCUCUAAGCAGGAGAUGCUGGUGCACAUGCAGAAACAUGCCGAGGAGGAGACGCAACUGGAGCCUUGAAGUGCCCCUGCUUUGUUUAACCUCCCAUAUUGGGGGGGCGGAUGUCUUUGGGACCCACUGGACGUCGCUCCCGUCGAAGCAGACGAGUGGCGUUGGACGACUCCAUCCUUUAUGUUCGGUGUUGGAAUCCAACCAAUAACACUAUGGCGAGAGGAGGGUUGGCGGUGCCGUUAGUUUUUUUUACGGUGUACAAAAACACGCCUCUCUCUGACCACUGCAGUUUCUUUUUGCACCGACCAAAGUAAGAAAAGAAACUUGACUUGACUUUUAUUUAUUGAAGAAACUUCAGCGUUGCCGGUAUCCGAGGGAACUGUCGUGCUUUCCUGCAGAAACCCGGUGGCGUUUCUCCGGCUCGGUUGGCUACGAUAUGGCAUGGGCUCAGAUGUUUGUAUUGUUGUAGUGCAGUUGUGAUGUGGAGCAGCCUGUUAUUGUUCUUUUAAGUUGACGUCGCGCGCUCACAUUAACCUUGUUAACGGCAGAUCAGUUACACUUCAGUCCGAUCAUUUGUGUUGGAGUUCUAUUGAAGUGACACAAAAACAUUUUUCAGAAAACAGCUUUUAUUUUUUUUUAGCAGUUCAAUUUUAACAUUUCUAUUUUUGACGUUGCUCAGUGAUAUUAAGGCAUCGAGGGUUGAACAUUUGCAGUGGAAUCGGAGCAUAGACGUGGGGGUGCUAAGGUGUGUGUGUCCCCUUUAUUCUGUGUGGGUUUGUCCUUAGUGUGACGGACUGUUUGCUUCUUAGAGUUAAUUUAUUUUAGAAUCGGAGCGUUGGAGAUGGUUUUCUCAUGAAGUGUGGAGGCGAAGGAUGUCUGGAGGUGGUGUAGAUGGAGGAGCUUGAAGGGAAGGAUUAGGAUUCAUCUCCCAUGCCAUACUUCACCCCCUAAAAACAGACAAGUCGGCAACACAGGGUCACAUCUGGAUGGGUUCGUUUCCAGCUGUGUUGACCCGACGUUUCUCACAUCUUCCAAACUCACUUUCGUUUCUCCCGGGCAGUCCGUCUCUUACCUGGCAGCCCUGAGUUUCUUCAAGUUGUUGUGAAGAGAUAUUUUUUAAGCAAGUGCAAUCUUAGACAUGUUAAUAACAAAAAUAAAAUGGUGCAACAUCAUAAAA